Esox lucius (northern pike) is the source of this 351-nucleotide messenger RNA. Its product is annotated as 60S ribosomal protein L37. Gene Ontology annotation, biological process: translation. Gene Ontology annotation, molecular function: RNA binding; structural constituent of ribosome. The record is from RefSeq and is marked provisional. NCBI's taxonomy places the organism in Eukaryota, Metazoa, Chordata, Actinopteri, Esociformes, Esocidae. Gene Ontology annotation, cellular component: ribosome; cytosolic large ribosomal subunit.
GGUCUCUAUCGUGUGAACUUCGUCAAGAAGAUGACGAAGGGAACGUCAUCAUUUGGUAAACGUCGCAACAAGACGCACGCCCUGUGUCGUCGGUGCGGAUCGAAGGCAUACCACCUGCAGAAGUCUUCAUGUGGAAAGUGUGGCUACCCCGAAAAGCGCAAGAGAAGAUAUAACUGGAGUGCCAAGGCCAAGAGACGCAACACCACAGGGACUGGCCGUAUCAGACACCUGAGGGUCGUCUACCGCAGGUUCAGGAAUGGAUUCCGUGAGGGCACUGUCCCUAAGCCAAAGAGAGCAGCAGUAGCUGGUUCAAGCUCUUCCUAGGCUCCGAGUCUGAAAUAAAGUAACCAU